AUGGCAGUUGAACGAUCGGAUCAUUUUCCACCGACCACCGUAGGAUUUUUCUCGAACACAGCAGUCCACUGUUUAAGCUUGACUGUCUCUGUAUCGGCAAAGGUUAAGAUGGCAACAGCAUCAGGAGGUAGAGCCAAGUACAUAAUCGGUGCUCUCAUCGGCUCUUUCGGAAUCUCAUACCUCUUCGACAAACUUGUCGCUGAUGAUAAGAUUUUCGGAGGCAAGUUUUUUCAAACUCUCAUCAUAACUUAG
Messenger RNA from Thlaspi arvense, 252 nucleotides. The record is from the annotation of a GenBank genome assembly. Lineage: Eukaryota; Viridiplantae; Streptophyta; Magnoliopsida; Brassicales; Brassicaceae.